AUGAUUAAUUUUGAAAUUUAUGACUAUAUCGAAAUGGGAUUCAUGACUAUUGUUAUUCUAUCUUUACCAAUUUAUAUUUUCAUCUCAUAUGCUUUGUUGACUGAAAGGUAAUAAAGUUCUAAUCACAGGUUUUCUUGAGAAUAAAUUUCAGGAAAAAAGUUUUUUGCUCAUCAUUCUACAAAAUUCUGUCUCUUCUAACUUGCCUUGAUAUAAUUGCCUGUAUGGUAAACAUUUUCAGUAUGUUAGAAUUCAGAAUUCCUUUUCUCACACCAGUUAAUAAUAUUUUUAUAGCUCUAACAAUACCUGAUACAUUUUUUCCAACUUUAACAAAAGAAACAAUUUGUGGGAAACUAUAUUUGGGAUUUUCAUGGUUUUUAAGAUUAGGUCAAGGAACGACUGGCUCAUUUUUAGCGAUGAAUCGAGCAUCAGCCAUUCUUUUUCCAUUGAAAUAUAAACAGGUACAGUAAUCCCGAAACAUUGUAAACAAUGCAUUUUUGAAGUUUUGGUCUGAUAGAUUUGGAUUUUAUGCAAAAACUUUUACAAUUCUUGGAUAUCCAUUCUUGAUUCUCAUAUUUUUGGCAGAUGUUGAAUAUGUCACAGAUCCAGUAUCUAUGGUCAGCUUUCCGGAAAAAAUCUAACCAAAAACCAUAUUUUCCAGAAAAUAUUCCCAAACAUUGCUCAUGAUAAAGUUAGAUAUUGGAUAUUUUUAUUUGGCGCAUUCUUCGAUGCAUUAUCAAUUAGUUUAAUUAUCCUCGCAUAUAUAAAAACAGUUUUGAAACUUAAGAAAUUAAAAGAUAACAAGAUGAUUUCGAGUUCAAGCUCAAAUUCAAAAUUGAAAACAAAAUCGAAAAUCGAAGAAAAUAUGGCAUCUCGAAUUGCUAUGAUUGUUUGUUGCGGCGAAAUUUUAUAUUUUCUAUUUCUUGGUGUCAGUUCAAUGUUUGAAAUGACGACAAAAAUAUUUUAUUUAAUAUUUUCUCCAUUAUCCUAUACUUAUUCAAUUCUGAAUUGUUAUAUUUUAUUUUUCUUUUGUUCGCCAAUCAGAAAUUCAAUUUUAAGGAAACCGGAAGAAGUUCACAAGAGAUCAACAGUUUUGGCUAUAUGA
Molecule: messenger RNA, 1102 nt
Organism: Caenorhabditis angaria
Lineage: Eukaryota; Metazoa; Nematoda; Chromadorea; Rhabditida; Rhabditidae
Source: the annotation of a GenBank genome assembly